Lasiodiplodia theobromae is the source of this 1191-nucleotide messenger RNA. Its product is annotated as putative DNA polymerase alpha catalytic subunit. The record is from RefSeq and is a predicted model, not a curated record. The transcript is spliced from 2 exons. Bases 1 to 1191 code for a protein of 396 amino acids. Lineage: Eukaryota; Fungi; Ascomycota; Dothideomycetes; Botryosphaeriales; Botryosphaeriaceae.
AUGUCCUCCCAAAUCCCCACUCUCGACGAAGCCUUCUUCAACGCCUCGUUCGGCAUCACGCGCGCCUGGAUCGAGCGCGUGGCCCACAUGACCUCCUGCAAACCGCCAGCGCACCCAGGCCGCCUCCACCCCUUCCUGGGGCAGGUCAUCGCCGUCCUCCGCGACACCGACGUCGCGCCGGGCUUCGACCCGCCCAAGUCGUACUGCCCGCCGCCCAUCCGCUUCCCGGAGCACGUGCGCUUCAUGACGCCCGAGCAGGUGUUGGCCCGCUGGGGCUGGGAGGAGAGGGAGGCGAGGGAGUCUCCGGAGUAUUACGGGCGUUUGGUUGAGAUGCUCCGCGACAUGCAGGCCGACGAGGCCACUGCCGACCUCGCCUGGGAGCGCCUCGCCCUUCAUGGCUGGGCUACCGAUGCCUACUUCUGGUUCAAUCCCGAUGACGAGGAGGGAGCCAUGAUCGGUACCCCUGCCGACGUCAACCUCUACGACGACGAAGAGGGCCUCAGCAUCGGUGACCCCGCUGACGUCGACCUCCACAACGAAGAAGCCUCCGCCAUCGGCGAUCCUGCCGACGUCGACUGGGAGGACGUACCGAGCGACGACGACGACGGCGACGUCACUAUCGCAGACGACGCCGCGAGCGCCAGCCCCACCCUGCCUAACGGCAUCACCGAAGACGACCUCGAAGGCUUUGACCCCGUCAUCCGCGCCAACAUCCUCCGCCUCGCCGCCGAGGACGCCGAGGAGGACACCUCCGGCAUCGAAGACAUCGACGAGGUCUCCGACUGGGCCGUCCCUCCAGACUCCGACAACGAACCGACUGAAGACGAGAUCCAGGCCUGGGCCACCGCCGCUGCCACCGCUCCCUCCGAGUGGGAGAACUACGAGGAGGAGGAGGGCUGGGAGACCGACGACGGCAACGACGAUGUCGAUGGCGAUGAAGAAGACGACGAGAUUGUCUGGCCCGGCUGGGCCGCGCCGGGCGUUGGCUUCCCGAAUCCGAAUGACCACGCCUUCCCCAUGUACCUCGUGCCGCACGUCAUGCACGAGAACGCUUGGCAUGAGGGCUCGACGCACUACUUCUAUGUGCGGGGACGCCUUGUUUGCUGUGGUUUGUCGGGACCGCCGCGCGGGUUCGAGGGUUGCUCUCAGGGCAGGCGUGAGGCUGGUAACAUGGACGAUAACGAGGAAUAG